UGCGCGGCCCGCUUUAGUCUGGCAGGGUGAGUGGUUUCGGGCCGCGGGACCCCCGCCCCUGGCGGCGGAGCGAGAAGGGGCGCGGCGUGCAGGUCGGCCCACUGCCGCGUGGCCAGGCCGCAGGUCGGGCGGCCUGGCGGGGUUGCACUCCCUGCGGCGCCUGUCCGAAAGUCAGCGGCCCGGCGCGGCCCGGCGGCUCGGAGCUCGGCGACUGCGUGUACCGACACGGCUUCCCUGAGGCCGGUGCACGGGGGCAGACCCCAGACAGACGUAGGCUGAGGGCGAUGUGGCCGCCCGGGGGCGCCAGUGGUCACCCCAGGCCGGGGAGCGCCGCCCUUCCCAGUCCUAGAGUGGGCCCAGGUAUUCCGUAGCCUCGACGCCCACGUUUUUAGUGGUUAUCAGAAUCAAGGGGCAAAAUCUCCUCCACAACUCUUUGGAGCUAGUUGCAAGAAAGCUACGCUGUAAAAACAAAUAACAAUGGCUUCAAAGAGAGCCCUGGUCAUCCUGGCCAAAGGAGCCGAGGAGAUGGAGACAGUCAUCCCUGUGGAUGUCAUGCGGCGUGCUGGGAUUAAAGUCACCGUUGCAGGUCUGACUGGGAAAGACCCCGUACAGUGUAGCCGUGAUGUCGUCAUUUGCCCUGACACAAGUCUUGAGGAAGCAAAAAAGGAGGGCCCCUAUGACGUGGUGGUUCUGCCUGGAGGCAACCUGGGCGCGCAGAAUCUGUCUGAGUCGCCAGCCGUGAAGGAGAUCCUGAAGGAGCAGGAGGGCAGGAAGGGCCUCAUCGCCGCCAUCUGUGCAGGUCCCACAGCUCUGUUGGCUCAUGAAAUAGGCUUUGGAAGCAAAGUUACAACGCACCCACUUGCUAAAGACAAGAUGAUGAACGGGAAUCAUUACAGCUACUCGGAGAGCCGCGUGGAGAGGGACGGCCAGGUGCUCACCAGCCGCGGGCCGGGCACCAGCUUCGAGUUUGCACUGGCCAUCGUGGAGGCGCUCAGUGGCAAGGAGGUGGCACAGCAGGUGAAGGCGCCGCUCGUGCUCCGGGACUAGUGCCAUGCGGAAGCUGAGGCAGGACGGGGCACCAGGGCCCGAGCCCCCACAGAGCACGGUGGCCACCGGUCCAGAGCCCCGUGCCCGCUGCAGGGCCCUGGGCUUCCCAGCCUAUACCUGUGUCCGUGCAUUUCCGAAUAAACCGGCAGCUUGCAGGCUGCUCACAGCUGUG
Molecule: messenger RNA, 1219 nt
Organism: Cavia porcellus (domestic guinea pig)
Lineage: Eukaryota; Metazoa; Chordata; Mammalia; Rodentia; Caviidae
Gene: Park7
Product: Parkinsonism associated deglycase
Exons: 7
Coding region: 478-1047 (189 amino acids)
Biological process (GO): glycolate biosynthetic process; response to oxidative stress; glyoxal metabolic process
Cellular component (GO): nucleus; cytoplasm; mitochondrion
Molecular function (GO): oxidoreductase activity, acting on peroxide as acceptor
Source: RefSeq, a predicted model, not a curated record